AUGUUUAGUUUGAUAUCCGCCCAUUUAUGUUUGUUGCCGGUAUAUAUUACUCAGAAAAUUAUAUCCACAUUUUCUUUUCUUUCAGUUGUUGACAAGUGUGCUACCAAUCCUUGCAAGAACAGUGGGACUUGUACUAGCGUCUACUCAGACUUCAAUUGUACUUGUUCGAGUGGCUUUCAAGGGAAAGACUGCUCUCUUGAUGUAGAUGAAUGUAAAUCUUCACCAUGCAACAAAAACCAGAACUGCAUCAACUCGUUCGGAUCAUUCACCUGUGUCUGUAAAGACGGCUUCAAAGGAGACAACUGCGAAACAGAUAUCGACGAGUGUCUAAACUUGCCUUGCAAACACGGAGGCACAUGCAACAACAAAGGCGGGUCCUACUCCUGUGAAUGCUCAACUGGUUAUGUCGGCAAAAAUUGUAAACAAAAUUUCACCGAUCCUACACUGGACGUUUUGUUUCUGUUGGAUGGCGCAAGUGAGGUCGGAGCUGACACUUUCUUAAAAUUCAUUAACUUCACCAAAAAGUUUAUCGAGCCAUUCACGAUUUCGGAAAACAAAACAAACGUUGCAGCGGGUGUGUUUGCCGAUGUUGGCAAGAUAGAGUUCCUGUUCACAGAGAAUUACGAUAAACCAUCGGUGUUGGCUGCUCUAGAUGGCAUUGCUUAUCCCAACAAGAAUGCUAGAAAUCUGUCUGACGCAAUGAUAAAGGCUAAGGAUGAGGCAUUCACGAAAGAUCGUGAUUCUGCACCGGAUAUUGUGGUCAUUCUGACGGACAAAAUAACAGAAAACGUGACGUUCCCCGCCAAAGCGCUGAAGGAUGAUGGAGUCAGAGUGUUUGUUAUAGCUAUAGGCGAAGACAAGAACGAUCCAUUACUGAGAGACAUACCAUCUGACCCGAAGGAAGAUCACCUGUUUACUCCUUUAAUUGAAGACCUUGAGCCGAUGCUGCCAGAGAUCCUUGGUGAAGUUCUUGCAGAUAUUGAACCUUGUACGAAAAAUCCUUGUCAAAAUGGAGGAACGUGCAUCCCCUCCGGACCUAGUGUCUACACUUGUACUUGUACCCCUGGUGUAACCGGCGCUAAUUGUGAAACCGAUGUCGACGAAUGCAGUAAUUCCAGUCUGUGUGGAGCCGAUAGAAUGUGUGUCAACACUUAUGGGAGCUUCCUUUGUCUUUGUACAGAAGAUAAAUACGGGCCACACUGCAAUUACACCUGCGAGUCUGGCAUUGAUUUGGUAUUUGCUGUUGACGGAUCUACUUUUGUUGGAUCGAGCAAUUUCCGCAAAUCGUUGGAAUACGCAAGAGCUGUGACUAGUUCCCUGAAUAUUUCUGAAUCUGCAACUCACGUUGGUGUCACAGUCUAUGGGAAGGUUGGACAAGCGGCGGUCUCCCUCAAGCAGUAUUAUGACAAAAGUAGUCUAACAAAAGCCAUCUCCAACGUAUCCUAUCCUAACGGGUUUGCAAGACAUCUUGGAGAGGGCUUGAAUCGUUCGAAAACGCACCAGUUUGACGUGUCAGGCCGUUCUACUAAGCAAGUCCUGAUAGUGUUGAUUGGUGGGAAGUCAGAUGACGAUCCGACAGUUGCUGCCUACGAGCUCUUGAAUUCUGGCACUGAAGUGUUUGUUCUAGGAUUGGGAAGCACCAACUCCUUAUCACAAUUAAAUCAAGUUGCAUCUGACCCGGACAGUAAGCACGUUAUUCUUAAGGAAUACGAGGGUCUUGCCGCCUAUGUAAGACAAACAAAGAUGGAAGUUUGCCAGGUUGCGAAUCAGUGUUCCAGUAAUCCAUGUCAGAACAAUGCGGAGUGCAAACACGCUGGAUCAACAUUCACCUGCUCUUGCACGGCUGGAUUUACAGGAGAUCUAUGUGACAAGGAAGUAGAUCCAUGCAACCCAACUCCAUGUCAGAACGGAGGGACUUGUAGUUUGACUUCUAACGGAACGGACUACUCGUGUACCUGUGCACCGAGUUUUACUGGAAAGAACUGUACAACUGACAUCGAUGAAUGUUCCGACCCGAAAUUAUGCAAAAACGGUGGUUUGUGCCAGAAUAAAGAAGGGGGAUACACGUGCAAUUGCACCUCCUCCUUCUCAGGAAAGAAUUGCGAAUUUGCUUGUAGCUACCAGAAAGUGAACCUCGCAUUUGUCGUCGAUGGAUCAGCUAGUGUUGAAUUACAGGGAGCUGGUAACUUCGGCAAGCUGAAAGAGUUUGUCAAGAGACUCGUUGGCUCAUUCAAGAUAAGCACCGACGAUGCACACAUUGCGCUAGUGAUGUACUCAACAACCGCCAAGGCAGAGUUUACUUUAAACAAGUUCUCCAGCGUUUCAGAUGUGCUUGCGGCGAUAGAUGCGUUGACAUACCCAUCAGGGUCUUCUUAUACUGGCAAAGCGCUUGAGAUGACCAAGACUGAGAUCUUUGACAAAGCCCCAAGGAAAGAUGCACUGAAUACUGUGAUUGUGAUAACUGAUGGUGAAUCGCAAGACUCAGUGUCAAGUACAGCUAAAGUUUUACGCGAUUCUGGUGUAACGGUUAUAAGUGUCGGUGUGGGCUGCUGUUCGCCUAAGAAAACACUUGAAGAAAUGGCGUCUAGUCCAGAAUAUGUGUUUACAAGUGCGUUUGAUGAUCUAGCUUUGAUUGAAGAGAACAUCAGGGAGAAGAUAUGUUUGGUUGUUGACAAGUGUGCUACCAAUCCUUGCAAGAACAGUGGGACUUGUACUAGCGUCUACUCAGACUUCAAUUGUACUUGUUCGAGUGGCUUUCAAGGGAAAGACUGCUCUCUUGAUGUAGAUGAAUGUAAAUCUUCACCAUGCAACAAAAACCAGAACUGCAUCAACUCGUUCGGAUCAUUCACCUGUGUCUGUAAAGACGGCUUCAAAGGAGACAACUGCGAAACAGAUAUCGACGAGUGUCUAAACUUGCCUUGCAAACACGGAGGCACAUGCAACAACAAAGGCGGGUCCUACUCCUGUGAAUGCUCAACUGGUUAUGUCGGCAAAAAUUGUAAACAAAAUUUCACCGAUCCUACACUGGACGUUUUGUUUCUGUUGGAUGGCGCAAGUGAGGUCGGAGCUGACACUUUCUUAAAAUUCAUUAACUUCACCAAAAAGUUUAUCGAGCCAUUCACGAUUUCGGAAAACAAAACAAACGUUGCAGCGGGUGUGUUUGCCGAUGUUGGCAAGAUAGAGUUCCUGUUCACAGAGAAUUACGAUAAACCAUCGGUGUUGGCUGCUCUAGAUGGCAUUGCUUAUCCCAACAAGAAUGCUAGAAAUCUGUCUGACGCAAUGAUAAAGGCUAAGGAUGAGGCAUUCACGAAAGAUCGUGAUUCUGCACCGGAUAUUGUGGUCAUUCUGACGGACAAAAUAACAGAAAACAUGACGUUCCCCGCCAAAGCGCUGAAGGAUGAUGGAGUCAGAGUGUUUGUUAUAGCUAUAGGCGAAGACAAGAACGAUCCAUUACUGAGAGACAUACCAUCUGACCCGAAGGAAGAUCACCUGUUUACUCCUUUAAUUGAAGACCUUGAGCCGAUGCUGCCAGAGAUCCUUGGUGAAGUUCUUGCAGAUAUUGAACCUUGUACGAAAAAUCCUUGUCAAAAUGGAGGAACGUGCAUCCCCUCCGGACCUAGUGUCUACACUUGUACUUGUACCCCUGGUGUAACCGGCGCUAAUUGUGAAACCGAUGUCGACGAAUGCAGUAAUUCCAGUCUGUGUGGAGCCGAUAGAAUGUGUGUCAACACUUAUGGGAGCUUCCUUUGUCUUUGUACAGAAGAUAAAUACGGGCCACACUGCAAUUACACCUGCGAGUCUGGCAUUGAUUUGGUAUUUGCUGUUGACGGAUCUACUUUUGUUGGAUCGAGCAAUUUCCGCAAAUCGUUGGAAUACGCAAGAGCUGUGACUAGUUCCCUGAAUAUUUCUGAAUCUGCAACUCACGUUGGUGUCACAGUCUAUGGGAAGGUUGGACAAGCGGCGGUCUCCCUCAAGCAGUAUUAUGACAAAAGUAGUCUGACAAAAGCCAUCUCCAACGUAUCCUAUCCUAACGGGUUUGCAAGACAUCUUGGAGAGGGCUUGAAUCGUUCGAAAACGCACCAGUUUGACGUGUCAGGCCGUUCUACUAAGCAAGUCCUGAUAGUGUUGAUUGGUGGGAAGUCAGAUGACGAUCCGACAGUUGCUGCCUACGAGCUCUUGAAUUCUGGCACUGAAGUGUUUGUUCUAGGAUUGGGAAGCACCAACUCCUUGUCACAAUUAAAUCAAGUUGCAUCUGACCCGGACAGUAAGCACGUUAUUCUUAAGGAAUACGAGGGUCUUGCCGCCUAUGUAAGACAAACAAAGAUGGAAGUUUGCCAGGUUGCGGAUCAGUGUUCCAGUAAUCCAUGUCAGAACAAUGCGGAGUGCAAAAAAGCUGGAUCAACAUUCAACUGCUCUUGCACGGCUGGAUUUACAGGAGAUCUAUGUGACAAGGGUGAGUGUCAAUAAAUGGAUAAAGUUUUA
Molecule: messenger RNA, 4482 nt
Organism: Nematostella vectensis (starlet sea anemone)
Lineage: Eukaryota; Metazoa; Cnidaria; Anthozoa; Actiniaria; Edwardsiidae
Product: fibropellin-1-like
Exons: 20
Coding region: 1-4467 (1488 amino acids)
Biological process (GO): heterophilic cell-cell adhesion; establishment or maintenance of epithelial cell apical/basal polarity
Cellular component (GO): plasma membrane; protein-containing complex
Molecular function (GO): calcium ion binding
Source: RefSeq, a predicted model, not a curated record